This is a messenger RNA of Rubroshorea leprosula, 1554 nucleotides long. Lineage: Eukaryota; Viridiplantae; Streptophyta; Magnoliopsida; Malvales; Dipterocarpaceae. The record is from the annotation of a GenBank genome assembly.
AAUAAUAAAUUUGAUAUUUUACGGAAUUAAUUCUUUGUAACAGACUAAGAAUUCUAGAAAUUUUUUUCAGGGGAUGAAAUGUCAAUAAUGUCCUCAAUGGCUUCUUAUGCCUAUCAAAUUUAUCAAGGGCAUUAUUGUUAUUUCGAUAAAAUCUGGAUAAUGCAAACCGAACGAGAGGUACAAAGCAUAGUUCACUUCCCCUGAGGAAAUAGAGAAGAGAUGAUUGCGCUCAAAGCAAUUCAAGCAUCCUUAAUCCCCAGAAAGCAUGCAUUUUUCCCAACAAGAAGACUACCCAUUUCAAGGAAUUCCAUCCCCUGUCUCUGCAAGAACGAUAACUCAGAUGGGAAUGAUUCUGAGGCAGAGUCACCGUCCCCCCCGGAAGGAGACACUCGCCAGCAAGAGCUGCUUGCUGCCAUAGCCAUGCUUCAAACGCAAAAGGUCCGUCUUACCGAAUAUUUAGAUGAAAGAGCUACGUAUCUUACUCAAUUUGCUGAAGAAGCCAAUGCAGAGUUCGACCAGGCUGGGGAAGAUGCAUUCAGAGAAAUCCAAGAAGCUGGUGACUCGGUCUGUAUGUGCUAUUAUUAGUUCUCCGUGUAGUGUUUCGGAGAGAAAAGUGCCUCUUGUUCUUGGUUGAUUCGUUAUUGCAUCGAUAACCCAGUUCUUGUUCCUUUGUUGUUUGGCAGAUAAUGGAGAACAUAGAGAGCAAAAUGCAAGCCUUUAGAGAAUCGCAGGAAUUGAACAAACUGGAGAUUGAGAAGAAUGAAAGUAAGUUAGCACGAUUCGAAGGUCAAAUUGAGAGAGAUAGGAAUGAAGGGCUGUUCUUUAAGAACCUGGGGGAGAAGAAGAGAAAGCCUGUGGAUAAGGCAAAAGCAAAAGAAGAUAUGGAGAAGAUAAAGGAGGUUAUUAAAGAAACUGCAGGGUCGAAAAUCAGAAGGAACAUUUACCUCGCUUUAAUGGCACUGCUAGUCGUUGGAAUUGCUGAUUCUUUCAUCACAUCGCCUGAUUGGAGAAAAGUUGCGGUUCUUGGAGCAAUUUUAGUUGCUUUAUUUACUCAGUUUGUCCACGAACAGACACUGCUAUCCGAGGCUGAAAAAUUGGAAAAAGAAAAGAGUGACCAGAAGAAGUAAAAUGUCUUUGAUACAUCUGAUAUACUGAACUAGUGUAAAGUUUUGAUCAAUAGGUAUUGUAGGUGAAUAUCAGAAUAUGGCAUGAUACAUAACCCCAAGUUGGAACUUAAAACUUGGGAUUGAUACAUCAAGCUACUUUGCUUUUGCAUCAUCAACAUAUGCCUUUGGUGACAUAACUUCAAUCACCAAAACCAAUGUGAGUACCAAAUUUGAUGCUUUCUGAUAUUUUCUCACUCAUUCUACUGUAAAACAACAGAUAGCUGAAUCUUUUGUAUUAUACUAACUAGACAAAUCUAGAUUUCAACAUUUGACAGAGUCUAUUUUCUGAAAACAUUUCACAAUGGGAAGCAUGUUUGCAAUGAUCCUAGCUUGAAUUGUAUAGAAUGAUGCACAGAUAGACUUCCAGCAGUAAAGCUGAAUUAUUAGG